This is a messenger RNA of Syngnathoides biaculeatus (alligator pipefish), 2323 nucleotides long. RefSeq names its product phosphatidylinositol-4-phosphate 5-kinase-like 1 (gene pip5kl1). Gene Ontology annotation, biological process: phosphatidylinositol metabolic process. Bases 137 to 1531 code for a protein of 464 amino acids. The record is from RefSeq and is a predicted model, not a curated record. The transcript is spliced from 11 exons. Gene Ontology annotation, molecular function: phosphatidylinositol kinase activity. Lineage: Eukaryota; Metazoa; Chordata; Actinopteri; Syngnathiformes; Syngnathidae.
GCACACAGACACCUAUCCGGUUGAUCUCGCCUCUGGAACAGGCUCCGCUUCACACCAUAACACUGCUGACAUGUGACUGUCACAUAGACACGCGACGAUCGCGCGAAUUCUAUUUGUCGUCCACCACAGCAAUCAGAUGCAGAGGUCAGUGGCUUCGUGUGGCCUUGGAAAGCACUCCGGCACACUAAGAAGAAAAAGAUGGGGAGGUUUGAGACGGCGGUGGGAGCUUCUGGGCUUAUUUGAAAUUGAUCAGCACCACGAAUUCUACAGCCUGACUUGCAUGAUGAAGGAGGGAUUGUCUACAUCAAUCCAAACCACUGCUGAUCAUGCAUCUAAAAGUCAACUGUUAGAAGAUGAUUUCAGAGCAGCGGACACCCACAUUCAUGAGGGUUUUACGUUGGAGACCUUUGCUGGCCCAGUGUUUGCCAAUCUACGAGGUUCUUUAGGGCUGACAGAACUGGAGUAUCAGCAAUCACUCUGCUCUGAUAAGUGCUACCUUCAGUUCAUUAGCAACUCCAAAAGCAAGGCUGACUUCUUCCUCACGACAAGCUUUAUUAACUCGUCUGUUGAGAUAACCUCUACUCCAUUUCUCUUCCCAUGUACAUCAAGGAAUGAUAAACGCUUCUUUUUGAAGACCCAGAAUGAAAGGGAAAUCCGAUUCCUUCUGGACAACCUGAAGAACUACAUUGCACAUUUGCGGAAAUACCCCCAUUCUCUUCUGGUCAAGCUGCUAGGUGUUCACAGGAUCAAAAUUUCCUGCAGGCAAAAGAAAUACUUCAUCGUUAUGCAAAGUGUGUUUUAUCCAGAUGAUCGAAUAAGUGCCAGGUACGAUAUUAAAGGUUGUGAAGUGAGUCGCUGGACAAAUCCUUCACCAGAUGGAUCCCAGUUUAUUGUGGUCCUCAAAGACCUCAACUUUGAAGGGCAGUACAUCACCCUAGACCAGCAGCGUUCCUGGCUCCUGCGGCAAAUGGAGAUCGACACAGACUUUCUCAGAAGCCUCAACGUGUUGGAUUACAGUCUUCUCCUUGCCCAUCAGCCUUUACAACAAGAUGAACGUCACCAUGCUCUCUCCUUUGCUUCACUCAUCAUGAGAACUAAGCGAUCUGUUAAUCCAAGCACCAACCCUGUCAAUAACAUCCCUGGUGUACCGGGGGCAGUCCCAGAGGAUAAUUCAAUUUUCACCUCAUCUGAAAUUGAUAGUAACAGUUUGAAGCAAGGACAAGCAGGAGAUGGCCAAAGUUGUGAAGCACAUCACCAGCAUAUUACUGGCAGUGAAACUGAAGAGCUUCCAGACUUUGAAGUCCAAAACAGACGUUUACUGCUCAACUUAAAGAACGCUCUGCAUGUCAUUGAUGGACCAGAUCAACGCUACUUCAUUGGCAUCAUUGACAUUUUUACAGUUUACAGUUUAAAGAAAAGACUGGAAUAUUGGUGGAAGAGACUGAGGCAUCCGGGCCGGACAUUCUCCACAGUAAGUCCUCAGACUUAUUGCACGAGGCUGUGUCAGUGGGUGCUGGACCAUACCAAGUAGGUACUGCCAGUCAUCCUCUACUUGUAUGUGUCACCUGGGAUAGGCUUCACACACUUGUGACCCAAGUGAGAAUAGACCAUAUAGAGGAGAGGUUAAUGCAUAAAACAUCCAACCAUUUUCUGAACCGCUUAAUGUUACGAAGGUCGCGGGAAUGCUGGAGUCAAUCCCAGCUGCCAUCGGGCAAGAGGCGGGGUACAACUUGGGUUAAAUAAUUUCAAAUAAAGUAGAGAAGGCCAGAGAAAAGUUUGGUGUUAUAAAGAAACAUAAAAUCUACCAAGCCAAAUAAAGACUCAAAUGUUUUUGUGUACUACUAUGCUUUCAUGCUGGCCUCAUUGUAAAACCCUUGCAAAAUCAUCUUUAAUUUACUUUCUGAGUUGCUCUUUCCACCUGAAUGUUAAUGUGCUUAUGGGAAGUCAAGGGUAAAAUUUUUGUCAUACGCUCCAUGAACUACGAUUACAUUUUGAUAACAUUAAAUCCUGCCAUUCUCCUCUCAGAUUGUGGCCAUACAGUCGAAAAAAAAAUCAGUCAUGAUUAUUCAAGAUUGAUGUCCACAUUUUGUCCUCAAAGAUGAUCUCCAGCAUUAUACAGUAUGUUGUACACUUGGACAACCUGAUUUUUGGAGUUUCUGCAUUCUUGUUUUCUUUGCUUAAAGUAUCUCAAAUGUUAUACCGAUUGUCUUCAAGUAAUAGGAAACCACUCUCUAUCUCAAUUAGGCAGACAGAACCCAUUACUGGCUAAAACAUUCUUUGUAUUGAUGAUCCUGUUUGCGCUUUUUCGCAUUCCCAUUUUGAU